Molecule: messenger RNA, 921 nt
Organism: Dermacentor silvarum
Lineage: Eukaryota; Metazoa; Arthropoda; Arachnida; Ixodida; Ixodidae
Exons: 4
Coding region: 1-921 (306 amino acids)
Source: RefSeq, a predicted model, not a curated record
AUGGCCACAACGAGCACCAGCCCGCAAACGAUGCCGCCAAGCAGCGAGGGAUGCAUUCCAGAGCAAUCUAUACAGGACGAAAAAGUAAAGCAACGUCACUACCCACUCACAGGCGAGGUGGCGAAGAGCUCGCCGACACCAGAGGCGGAGCUGCAGCGAAAGCGACGCAGCUUCCAGGAGUGCCUCGAGUUUCUCAUGCCCGUCUACCUGCUGCCUUUUGUCUUCAUCGAUAAGGAAGGCAUCUGCAUCUACUGCAUCCUGCUGACCGUGGUGGGCCUCAUGGGCCGCCUGCUUCCGCCAGCUGUAGCCGCCAUGCUGCCGAUCGCCAUUCUCCCCCUGGGCGGCGUUUUUGACGCGGACCACCUGGCCGCUCAAUACCUUGGCCCUUCCGUGCUGACGGCGUCUAUCCUGUUCGCCGUCGCCUUCUCGGGCGACGAGACGACCGUGUUCUUCCGGCUGUGCCUGUACGUCAUUCAACGCUGCGCCCUGCGGAUGCAGCCGCUCUUCCUCUACCUGCAGCUCCUGGUGUUGACGCUGAGCCUGCUGCUUCCCAGCACCAUCAUUGUGGUCUUCAGCACCGUCUUCAUCGACCGCUUCGUCACCACCGUGCACGACGAGAUUGUCGGCGGCGACCAGCGCAGCGUCGUCCGCAUCCAGACAGCCAGCUCGUCGCCGAUCUAUUCGGAGGAAGACCGGCGUCCGCGGUGGCGUCGCGGGAGCAGAGUCAUGAAACCGGAAAGGAGGGCCAGGAGCGUGUCCAUGGUCAGCGAGCUAGCAAGCGAGCCAUCCGGCAACAGCGUCUCGGCGAAGCAGAGUGGAGCGCGCAAGCUGCCCCCCGCGCCGACGCACGGAUCGGUCCAUACGCCCCCACGGGAUAUUGAAAAGGCAAGCUCCACCAUUGUGCACUACAUAUUCUGUUAA